This is a messenger RNA of Aethina tumida (small hive beetle), 5852 nucleotides long. RefSeq names its product DNA polymerase zeta catalytic subunit (gene DNApol-zeta). Gene Ontology annotation, cellular component: zeta DNA polymerase complex; nucleus. Gene Ontology annotation, molecular function: DNA-directed DNA polymerase activity; DNA binding; nucleotide binding. The transcript is spliced from 11 exons. The record is from RefSeq and is a predicted model, not a curated record. The coding region runs from base 93 to 5702 and encodes 1869 amino acids. Gene Ontology annotation, biological process: error-prone translesion synthesis; double-strand break repair via homologous recombination. NCBI's taxonomy places the organism in Eukaryota, Metazoa, Arthropoda, Insecta, Coleoptera, Nitidulidae.
GCCAUAACCAUACAAUUUUGUUUAUUUUUUGUAUACAAUUAUUCAUUGAAUCAUCAUGAAAAUCAAUUUAUUUGCAAUUGCAUGACACAAAAAUGAGCAUAAAUCAUUUAAUUCGUAUUGUAGAUGUUGACUUUUACAUGGCACCCCCUGUUGCUGGUCUUGAUGUUAUGUAUUCUGAGUUUAGGGGAUCGUCAGUUAAUCAAGUUCCAAUUAUUAGAGUUUUUGGAUCCACACAAGAUGGACACAAAAUUUGUACUCAUGUACAUGGUGUUUUCCCAUAUUUAUACAUCCCCUAUGAUGGACAAGAUGAUUUAAAUUCCUUGGUCUAUCAAAUGGCAUCAAAUAUUGAUAAGGCACUUAAUACUUCUAUGAAGCAAGCCUCUUCCAACACUCAACAUAUUUACAAAAUUUCUCUUGUGUCUGCAUAUCCUUUCUAUGGGUACCAUGCAAAACAACAUCAAUUUUUAAAAAUAUACUUAUACAACCCAAUAUUGCUUAGAAGACUCAGCAAUUUGCUUCAAACUGAAGCAAUUUUAGGUAAAGUCUAUCAACCUCAUGAAUCUCAUUUGCAAUUUACAUUGCAGUUCAUGAUAGACUAUAAUUUACAUGGUAUGAGCAACAUGGUGGUAUCAGAAAUGAAACUGAGGAGAGUUCCAGAUGAUAUGUCCGAGUUAAAUUCUGAUGUUUAUCUUCCACCAACUGUAACUAGAAUUUCCAUGUGUGAGUUGGAAGGAGAUAUUUUAGCUGACAAUAUUAUGAAUAGGUUAGAGGUGGCUAGUGGAAAUUUAGGUGUAAAUCCUGGCAUAGCUGCUUUAUGGGAAGAUGAAAGACAGAGAAGAAGGAAUAAGAAUGAAGAUUCACAAAUUGAAUCUUGUUUGUCAUUGAAAAAUAACGACGUUAAGCCCACUAACUCACAUAUUGUAUACAAAAGGGCGCUGCUCGAUAGAUUGGCGGUUUUGUCUACAGAUAAAGAUGAUUCUGAAAGUCCAAUGAAUUUGUCAGUGUAUCCAGCAGAAACUCCUGACAGUGCUAACAUACAGAAUGCAUCAAAUAUAGAAAUUCAUACGCAGUCAUCUAGUAGCUUGUGUGACUCAAUGAAUAUUUCAUUAAAUGAAUCAGCCUUGCCUUCAUGUGAUUCUGAUAAUAUGAAUAAUACUCUUGAUAAUAACUUCUUUGAAAUACUGCAAGAUCUAGAUGUGGAUAAUUCCCUGGAAGAAGACAGUAUUCUUUCCCAAAAAGUAAAAGAUCAAGAAGAAGAUGAUUUAGAUUUGAGUAUGCCAAUGCCAAUGACAACCCCAGUCAAAAUUAUACCUGAUGAAGACAUUAUCGAUAGCGAUGAUGAUAUGUGGAACGGUUCAUUUAACUCUACAAUAAUUCCACAGUUGGAUGGAAAUGCCGGCCGAGUAGGUAAUUUAUCAAAAUGUAAAGAAAUAAGAGCCCUAGAAACAUCUUUGACAAUAAAACAUAAAUUAAAAAUAAAUAAACCAUUCCACAUGACUAUAAAAUAUCCUAAUGGAGAAAUGUUCUUAUACGUCUAUAAUAAAGGAAUUUAUCCGGACAUAAAUAAAUGUACAGAUAUCACUAAUAAUGAACAAAAAGGUCAUAUUAACACCGGGAUUGAUUUUUUUAAUACAUUAGAUAGUUUGAAUCAUCUUCAAGUGAAUGGUCAUUCAAAAAUGGUAAAAGAAAAAAGAAAGAUAAAUUGCCAAACAAGAGACCAAAUUCCGGCCAUGUUUUCAAAUCUUCAAUCAUUAGAUGGAAAUUGUGAUUCUAGUUCUUCGGAAGAGGAACAACCAGUUGUUAAAAGAAGGAGGACGAGUAGAAAAGUUGUUUCACCCAGAUACAAUUCAUUGCCAAUUUCUAUAUCGUCAUCACAAAAAGGCACAACUAUGGAUAAUCCUAGCUUUUCAGUAGGGAGAACUGAAAACAAAUCUGAAUUGGAAGGAAAAUGUUUCAACCCCAUAAUGGCUGUUAAAAAGCAAUUAAACUUCUGUGAUACUAAUUUAAAUUCAACUAUAGUGGAAGAAAUACGAGUGUGCAAUUUAACGCCUAAUCGGUCACGUCGUUCUACCUUGCCAACUAAUUUAGUUGAUGAAAAACUUAAGUCUACACCGGAAAAGUUAAAUGAAAAAUUUGGCAAUAAUGGCUCAUUUUUUGAAAACAACCUAACAAUUUCUGAACAAUAUGAUUUAAAAACAAAGUUUAUUCCAAUAGAAGGAACUUCAAAUAAAUUAACACCACCUGUGUUUAAUGAUAAAAGCGAUAACGAAAUAAGUACUCAAGAAUCACAUUGUGCGUCAAACAUUGCCUCAGAAAAUAAAUAUUUUGCAAAUUCUCAAAGUUCCAAUUCUGACCUGUUUCCAAGCAGUUUAGAGAGCAUACCUUUGGAUUCGGCAGAGGAUUCAAAUAGAAUCAUAACUGAUGAUACUUUAACACUAUUUUCCAAACCAAAAUUUAAUCCCCCCACUAGAGGGGCAGUUGUUACAUCAUUAAAUAAGUAUAAUUUAUUACAUGUUAAACAUCAAGAUCCUUACUAUAGUAAUGUGGAAGAUGUCACAACCGGUAUAGAGGUUGGAUUAGCUUUACUAAAAGUGUUAAGUAAGUCAACAAUCCACUUAACAGAAUUUGAAACAAAGUUGGAUUCAAUUAACACAAUCCGUAAAUCUCACAUGAACAAAGUGUCACAUAACAUGAAGUGGAAUCAGAAUAACAUUAACAACUUAGCAUUGUCAUUCAUAACUAACAGAACUGCUUUAUUAACACCUAUUAGAAAGUCUCCAUCCAAACAGGAUGUAAUUAAUUGGAUUAUGGAUAAAAAUAAAAAGCAAGUAAUCCCUGUUAAGAAACCAGAAAAGGUAAAAGUAUUCAUACCCCUUAGUCAAUCUGAAGAUGACGAAGAUAUGAAUAUGACUUUAACGUUAUCGCCUUACUCUCCAGAAUGUUCUCAAAAAGAUGAUGAUAUUCCUCAAACUCCCAAAUCUAGUUCGCAAAAUUCUUCAACAAACAGUGAUACACCAAAAUCAUCAAGAGAAGGAAGUCCAACAUUGGGUAAAGCCAAGAAAAAGAAAAAAAUCAUGCGGGGUGAAAAGACUGUUUCCUUAAGAAAGUCUAUUCUUUUGUCUCAAGAAAAGGCGCACAAUUCUUGUCAGUUAACAGGAGUCUCCAUUAACAAUACCUUUGGUUUUGAGAAAUCUGUUAAUAAUUUACAAAAUGCAAGAGCUGUUUUAGAUCAUCAGUUCUUGACAGUGAUGAUCAUGGAGAUGCACAUAAGAACUAGAGGAGACUUUAAACCAAAUCCAGAGUAUGACCAAAUAUGCGCAAUAUUUUACUCCAUAUUGAAUGAUGCACCCACAACUGAAGACAAACCUGGAAGGUCAAAAGGAGUUAUUGCUGUUAAUCAAAUACCAUUAAUGGAUGAGAAAAUGGCUCCCUUAUUAGAUGGAAUUAGUGUAGAUUGUAAAGUGGAUUAUGUGUCAACGGAAGCGGAACUAAUUAAAAAAUUCUUGGAACUAAUCCAUUUUUGGGAUCCCGACAUUAUUGGGGGUUAUGAAAUCCAAAUGUUGUCGUGGGGAUACUUCAUAGAUCGAGCGGCAGUUCUAGGAUUAAAUGUGACUCCACAACUAGGUCGCAUUAAGGAAAAUCAGAGAAUGAAUAAUGAAGGCAUACAAGGAGAAUUAAGAAUAGUAGGCCGUAUUCUGUUGGACGUUUGGAGAUUAAUGAGACACGAGAUUAGUCUGCAAAGUUACACUUUUGAGUCCAUUAUGUAUCACAUAUUACACCAACGAGUACCUGUUCACAGCUUUAAAGAUUUAUCAUUUUGGUGGGACCACAGGUCCCACAUUUACAGACACAGAACAGCAAAUCAUUAUUUUUUUCGUGUCGAUUAUAUUUUAGAAUUGUUUGAUAAAUUAGAUUUAAUAGGUCGAACAAGCGAAUUAGCCCGGUUGUUCGGCAUUCAGUUUUAUGAAGUUCUAUCACGUGGUUCUCAGUUUCGAGUCGAAUCCAUGAUGUUGAGGCUGGCGAAACCGCUUAAUUUUAUACCAGUGUCACCAAGUGUGACGCAGAGGGCCAACAUGAAAGCACCAGAAUACAUCCCUUUAGUUUUAGAACCCGAAUCGAAACUGUACGUUGAUCCGGUGGUUGUUUUAGAUUUCCAAAGUUUAUACCCUUCGAUGAUAAUCGCCUAUAAUUAUUGUUUCUCCACGUGUAUUGGUAAGGUCAAUCGCCUGGGGAAAAAUGCACCUUUUGAAUUUGGGGCGACCCAAUUGAAAAUUUCAAAGCGAAGAGUGGAGAAGUUGGUAAAAUAUGACUUACUAAAUUUUUCGCCGUGUGGUGUUGCAUUCGUUAAACCGAAGGUACGGGAAGGAAUUCUGCCCCGUAUGUUAAAGGAGAUAUUGGGCACUCGAUUAAUGGUCAAGAAUUCUAUGAAAGAAAAUAAAGAUGACAGUUUAUUGCAGAAAGUACUGCACAAUAGACAGUUGGGACUUAAACUCAUUGCAAACGUUACUUAUGGAUAUACGGCAGCUAAUUUUAGCGGCAGAAUGCCAUCCGUUGAAGUGGGUGAUAGCGUCGUAAGUAAAGGCAGAGAAACUUUGCAACGGGCUAUCGCUAUGGUGGAUAAUACGCCUGAAUGGGGUGCGAAAGUUGUUUACGGUGACACCGACUCAUUGUUCAUCAUGUUUCCUGGCAGAUCCAAGGAUUACGCCUUUGAAGUGGGCAAACAGAUAGCUGAAGCUAUCACAAAAGAUAAUCCGGAUCCAGUCAAGUUGAAAUUCGAAAAAGUUUAUCAGCCAUGCAUCCUGCAAACUAAGAAAAGGUAUGUGGGAUACAUGUAUGAAUCACCAGACCAAAAGGAACCCAUAUACGAAGCCAAAGGUAUCGAAACAGUUAGAAGAGAUGGAUGUCCUGCUGUAGCAAAAAUGCUUGAAAAGUGCCUCCGACUUCUUUUUGAAACCAAAGAUGUAAGCCUGGUGAAGAAAUAUGUCCUUAGGCAGUUUCACAAAAUUAUUGCUGGCAGAAUAAGUAUUCAAGAUCUUACAUUUGCCAAGGAAUAUAGGGGCGCCUCAGGAUACAAACCAAAUGCUUGUGUUCCAGCUUUGGUAUUAUCAAAAAAGUGGAAAGCAGUUGAUACAAGAAAUGAGCCUAGAAGAGGUGAGCGGGUUCCUUACGUCAUAAUUAACGGCCCCCCUGGUUUACCACUUAUUAAGCUAGUCAGAUGUCCCCGAGAAUUAUUGGCAGAUCCGUCCUUGAGGCCCAAUGCCUUGUACUACAUCACUAAAGUUAUAAUACCACCCAUUAAUAGAUGUUUCACUCUAAUUGGGGUGGAUUUAAAUACUUGGUUUAACCAGAUGCCUCGGAAACAUAAUCAGUUAUUGCCCACUUCUUCUCCUGGUAAAAAAAGCACAAUUUCACAGUAUUUUGCAACAACAAGCUGUGCUGCAUGUGGUGAACAGACGAAAACCGGUUUAUGCGAAGACUGUUGCUGCUCUCAACAAAAAACUGUCAUUAUACUAACAGAAAAGGUUAAAAUAUGGGAACAGAAUAAUCGUGAAACUAAUUUGAUAUGCCAGUCAUGCACGGGUUUCACAUCAAACGUCUCAUGCAUUUCUUUAGACUGUCCAGUGUAUUACAGGCGGAUACAAACUGAUCGAGAUCUUCAACAGGCGACAUUCGUAAGGCAGUUAUUAUCAACGGAAUUUUAAUUAUAUACUUUUUAUAUGUAUUUUUUACUUAUUUUAUUGUAUUUAUUAUGAAAUUGUUUUGUUUAAAUUUUAAAAAUAGCUUUAAUUGUGAUAAAUGUUAAUUAUUAUAUUAAUUAUUUUUGAUAUAAAAAUAAAUUAUAAUUAAAAAUU